Prunus persica (peach) is the source of this 3043-nucleotide messenger RNA. RefSeq names its product codeine O-demethylase. Bases 185 to 1237 code for a protein of 350 amino acids. NCBI's taxonomy places the organism in Eukaryota, Viridiplantae, Streptophyta, Magnoliopsida, Rosales, Rosaceae. The record is from RefSeq and is a predicted model, not a curated record. The transcript is spliced from 4 exons.
AUAUAACAGAUAGACUCUAUUUCUUUUUCUUAAUAUCUCUCACCUUGAAAUUGCAGAAACGUCCAAGUUCCUCCCAUCAAGAGCUUUCCUUCAAGGUGAGCAGUGAGCACCGGGAGGUAUCAUUUUCAUUUGCAGCUGAAAUUACAGAAGCUCUUUCUUGAGGGGCUAGAAAGGAACUAACCACAUGGACAUGGCUGCCAAGAUAGAGUUAGGAUCCCAAACUGUCCAAGAGCUGCUCGGAAAAGGGAAAGGGGAACAAGUGCCUGAGAAAUAUAUCCAAAAAGUUGGAGCCCCAAAUGCUUCUUCGGCCCAGUUGAUGGAUAUUCCAGUCAUUGAUCUUGGCCUCCUCCUCACACCUUCCUCAAUCACUGCACAACAACUUGAGAAACUUCGAUCAGCUCUUACCACAUGGGGUUGCUUUCAGGUAAUAAAUCAUGGCAUGACACCUGAAUUCCUAGACAAGGUCCGCGAAAUGACCAAACAAUUUUUUGCACUUCCACUGGAAGAGAAGCAGAAAUACUUGAGACAAAUCAACGAUAUUCAAGGAUAUGGGAACGACAUGGUUUUUUCAGAACAACAAACACUUGAUUGGUCUGACCGGCUAUACCUUUCUGUAUAUCCAGAAGAGCACCGAAAGCUCAAAUUUUGGCCUCAAAAUCCCAAAUCUUUUAGUGAAACUUUAGACCAAUAUACGAUGAAGUUACAAGUGGUAACAAAAACUGUCCUGGAGGCCAUGGCAAGGUCAUUGAAUUUGGAUGUUAAUUGCUUUCGGGACCUGUGUGGAGAACAAGGGAAAAUGGAUGUGAGGUUUAACUUUUAUCCUCCUUGUUCAAGGCCUGAUGUUGUCCUGGGUGUGAAACCGCAUGCAGAUGGAACAAUAAUCACCCUUCUCUUGCAAGACAAACAAGUGGAAGGUCUUCAGUUUCUGAAAGAUGAUCAGUGGUUUAGAGCUCCCAUUGUUCCCGAGGCGCUUCUCAUUAAUGUCGGUGAUCAGGCAGAGAUAUUGAGCAAUGGAAUUUUCAAGAGCCCUGUACACAGGGUAGUGACAAAUCCAGACAAGGAGAGGAUCUCUUUGGCUGCCUUCUGCAUCCCGGAAUCAGAUAAAGAUAUUGAACCCUUUGAAAGCCUGGUCAAUGAGUCAACGCCAAGAUUGUACAAAAAGGUAAAAAAUUAUGUUGGCAUCUAUUUCGAAUACUACCAGCAGGGGAGGAGACCAAUUGAAGCAGCAAAAAUUUAAACUUACCCUUAUAUUUCUCUCUGACCAUCUAUUACACAGGGGUGGAUGCAUGGCACUCUGUUUGUUACAUAAGUUUUGACACAAGUUUUGCAGUAUUAGAUUAAUGCACUAUAAAUGGCUGAGAUUAAAUCUCACAACUAAUUUAUUCGUUUUAAUAAAUUAUGAAGAGACAUAAGCUGCCUGCAAACGUUUUCCUCCUUUCUGUUUGAGGUAAUUAACUUUUGAUUGUCAAAUCUACUUUUUUAUUUUAUUUUUUUAUAAAUGGUUAUUUAGCAUUACUCUAAUCAAUGAAACUACUGCAAUGAUACUUCUCAAAUUUCUUAGUGAAACUGAGUUGAACUUUCCUCUCUGAAUCAUGAAAGAAUUUCCAGAAAACUACUCGAUAGUUAGUAGAGUUUUGAUCAACUUGAAGGCUGUUAAUUUGACUAUUAAGUUUGUGUAGAGACUGUAAUCUGCUUCCAAGUGAUUGGCACAUCUGUGGUUUUGUUUCUUCUUCUGAGCAAGUAGAGAUAGAUAGUGAUCAAAUCUGGCUGCAGACAGUGAAUGGAUUUGAAAUCAAGAAAAUAACUUAUUUUAACAGCCCCUGUAACAUUAUGUCUUUUAAGUCAAUUUUUAACCAAUUAGUGUUAGGAGAGGAUAUUGGAAAUCUCUUUCAACAUUAGGAAAAACAAAUACUAAUUGUGUCGAUAAAAUCUACUGUUUUAUUAAGGAAUUUUUAUCCUAUUGUCUCUAGAUUUUAGUUUACUAUAAAUACCCCCCAUGUAGUUCUUUAAAAUUUAGUUGUUGAGAUAUAAAGAAAAGUUUAUUUUCCAGAGAUUGGAGACUACUUGGUGUGAAGCCAAAUCCCUGGAGUGAUUCCAAACCUACCCCUUUUGUUAUGCUAAACUACCUAAAUACUCAAUUCACCCAUAUCCUACAUCAAAUUUGGUAUCAGAGCCAGGUUUUCAUUCUCCUCGAGCUCAAAUUUUUCGAGCAUUUCUUGUUCUUCACGCCGUGUGUCAGGCGAUGGCUUCGACUAAGUCUGGAAAGACAGACUAGCCAGAGACGGACUUUGAACGUCUUGUUCAUAUGAUCGAAAAGCUAUCAAAGCAAGUGGCAGAUUCGGACACUAGAUCCAGACUCAUGGAACGUCGCCUUGCAGACUUAGAAGCAGCUAACCAACAUGGUGAAACAAGUGUGAAUGGAGAAGAGAGGAAUCAUGAUCGACAACACCAUGAUAGAAGGAAUGAUCGAGACGUAGAGAGAAACAAUUUUCAUUGUGGCUAUGAGCAAGACCCUGAUGAAAGGGUGAUGAAACCAGUGAAAGCUGACGCUUCUAAUUUUUAUGGUGAGCUAAAUCCUAAAGCACUCCUCGACUGGUUAGCUACCAUGGAUCGCUAUUUUGAGUGGCAUGACAUGUCUGAAGAUCGAAGGGUGAGAUUUGCUAAGAUAAAAUUGGUGAGUCAAGCUGGAUUGUUUUGGACCAAUGUUGAAACACAGCUGGAGAGAGCUAGUGAAGAACCAAUCAUCCAUUGGGGUGAGAUGAAAGAAAGGUUGAAGCAGAAAUAUCUACCAUUAUCCUAUCAACAGAGUUUGUUGGACUAGUGGUAAACUCGUCGUCAAGACAACAUGCCAGUUGCUGAAUAUAUUGCAAAAUUUGAGGAAUUCAUGUUGCGAUGUGACAUAAGGGAAGAUCGAAGGAUGACUAUUUCUCGGUUUAGAUCAGGACUUUGUCCAGAGUUUCAAAGGGAAUUAGAGAAGUAUUUAAAGUUGUCCAAUGUAGUCAAGCAAACUGAUUCUCAAAUAUCUGAUUUUCAUGUUGGCACA